Messenger RNA from Zymoseptoria tritici IPO323, 390 nucleotides. RefSeq lists its product as uncharacterized. The coding region runs from base 1 to 390 and encodes 129 amino acids. The transcript has 4 exons. Lineage: Eukaryota; Fungi; Ascomycota; Dothideomycetes; Mycosphaerellales; Mycosphaerellaceae. The record is from RefSeq and is a predicted model, not a curated record.
AUGCAUCAAAAGUCUGCUCCCGUCGACUUCCAUCGCAUGUUGUUUAUCGCCUACCUGCAUUUGCUUACAUCCCUCCGUGCCAACCAUCCGAUAUCAUGCCCCGAACUGCCUACGCGAGCUGUCCAGACAAUUGAGCCUCGAGUCUGCGAAAGGCAUCGGCCAGGAACCGCAGGAGAGGCUGAAGAGAGCAAGGAAUCGAGUGCACAAGUCAAAAAGAUCCGACACGUCACAGGCAGACGAGGCGGCGGAAGAGAUUGGAAAGAUGACUCACGCUACGCCGCGAAGGGCAGCGUAGCGGCAAUACGUGUGCUCGACGAUCUCCCGUACACGAAUGGGACUGGUUUCACCUCUCCGUCCGUCUACGCCUCCCGACGUGUGCUUGUGCAUUAA